Messenger RNA from Populus trichocarpa (black cottonwood), 531 nucleotides. RefSeq names its product pectinesterase 3-like. Gene Ontology annotation, biological process: cell wall modification. NCBI's taxonomy places the organism in Eukaryota, Viridiplantae, Streptophyta, Magnoliopsida, Malpighiales, Salicaceae. Gene Ontology annotation, molecular function: pectinesterase inhibitor activity; pectinesterase activity. The transcript is spliced from 4 exons. The record is from RefSeq and is a predicted model, not a curated record. The coding region runs from base 1 to 531 and encodes 176 amino acids.
AUGGAGGGUUUUGCUAAUAAUCUUGGUGUCUUGGUGCUGUUGUUCAAGCCUGUUGUUGCUAGUCUUUCAGCCUCUGAUACUGGUAUUGUUCAGCCAUUAAAGAGAUGGAAGUGGGACUAUACCACAGUUCAAGAAGCUGUGAGCUCGGCUCCAGAUAAAAGUAAAAGACGGUUUGUGAUAUAUGUGAAAAGCUGGAAUUAUGAGGAGAAAGUGGAAGUUGCAAAGAAGAACAAAAAUGUUAUGAUUGCUGGUGAAGGACCAGAAAAGCACCAAGCUGUGGCUCUCAUUGCAAGGAAGCCUAUGGCAAACCAAAAGAACAUGGUCACUGCACAAGGUAGGAUUGAUCCAAAUCAAAAUACUGGGAUCUCAAUCCAGAACUGUAUCAUUAUUCCAAACCCUGAUCUUGAAUUAGGGCAGAAAAAGUUCCUACGUACUGUAGUUAUGCAAUCUUAUACUGGGGGACAUAUUAAUCGUACUGUUUGGGCAGAAUGGAGCAAGGAUUUUGCAUUAAAAACAUUGUAUUAUGGCUAG